AAACCAAAUCGAACCCAACAACCCACCGCCGUAGAGGCACAGCCAAGUAGAACCGAAGAGAUACAGCGGAAGACGCCAAUAAGGCCACAAGUCCAGAAACCCUCUUUGAAUUCUCUGCGCUUUCCCAUUAUACCCUCCGGUUUUUCUUGUAUUUAUCCUUUAUACCCUUCUUCAGACAUGGCUGCAUUUUGUUCUUCUUUUCCUCCUCCAUACAUGGCUGCUUCGCUUCUUCUCCUAUGCAUGGCAUCGUUUUCUCUCCUUCAAUCCGCGUCUGGGUCUUCUUCUUCAACAUCGUGCAUCCCCGAGCCUCCUUCGUUUCUCUAUAAUCUUCAAUCUCAGUGCCCCGUGUUGGUUCAAUCGAAUCCGCCACUUCAGGUUGAUGGAAAUGUUAUAGAAGAAGUUCUGUCUGGCAGAAAGAGAAUUGAGUAUAUUUCUAUGCUCUUCUAUGCUUCAUGGUGCCCAUUUUCACAAAGGAUGCUUUCUAAAUUCGAAAGCCUUAGUUCCAUGUUUCCUCAAAUUGAGCAUUUGGUUCUUGAGCAAUCAUCAGCUUGGCCAAGCUUAUAUUCAAAAUACGGAAUACAUAGCUUGCCUGCCAUAUUACUUGUGAACCAGACCUCAAGGUUGAGAUAUCAUGGUCCAAAAUAUCUCCUCUCACUUUUGGAGUUUUAUGAGAGAAAUACGAGAUUUGAAGCGAGCAAUAAUGUCAUUGUAAGCAGCAUGAUGAGUGAUGAAAAAUUAAAUAUGAAGUCGUUGCUGGGUUUGUCGCUUAAAGAAAUAUCAAGUAGGGAACCUUACUUAGUAUGCUCUAUUCUGUUUCUCUGUUUGAGGAUACUUCUUUUUGUAUUCCCUAAGAUUGUGUUGCGUCUUCGAGCAUUCUGGGUUUUCUGCAUUCCUCAUCUUAACAUGCAAAUAUUUGGCGAGACGAGCCAAGUGAUGGGACGUGUGCUUCAAGUGAUUGAUGUGAGGAGGGUUUGGAACAAGCUUAGACUAUGCAAGACCAGGAUUUUUCAUGUAAGGGUGAGGAGUGCUCGGGUUUGGGCUUCAUCUCUAGCUUCUGUUUCUCUAGGCGAGUCACCGUCUGCUAGGUUAUCAUCCCAAGGUUUGAACUAACAACCGUAUGAGUCUUUUGGACGGUAGUUAAGAGUUUGUUUUAUCAGAUAAUAUCCUCAAGCUGCAAUGAUGGUUGGCAGCACUUAGUGUUCUCUCUCCUUCUAAUUUUAUUGUUAGUCCUAAUAGGAAGAUGGUAAUUUUAUGUUAAAGUUAUGUUUUUGGAGGAAGCUAGCGGGCAUGUAAAUUUGAGAAGCUGUUUUCCUUUCGUGUAAAUUAGAAGUUUCUGAAUGAAGUCAUACACAUGUUGCUGUAAAUUAAGUAUCCUUCCCAAUCCCCCCCUCCCUCCACCUUCUUUUCUCUCAAACACACCAACACCAUUAUUUUCGUCUAUCUAUAUGCUUAAGUCAAA
This is a messenger RNA of Lotus japonicus, 1459 nucleotides long. RefSeq names its product 5'-adenylylsulfate reductase-like 5. The record is from RefSeq and is a predicted model, not a curated record. The transcript has 4 exons. NCBI's taxonomy places the organism in Eukaryota, Viridiplantae, Streptophyta, Magnoliopsida, Fabales, Fabaceae. The coding region runs from base 178 to 1110 and encodes 310 amino acids.